This is a messenger RNA of Monosiga brevicollis MX1, 636 nucleotides long. RefSeq lists its product as uncharacterized. The record is from RefSeq and is a predicted model, not a curated record. The transcript has a single exon. The coding region runs from base 1 to 636 and encodes 211 amino acids. NCBI's taxonomy places the organism in Eukaryota, Choanoflagellata, Craspedida, Salpingoecidae.
AUGGAGUUGUACCACAGGGAGACGUCAAGCGUGAUAUUAACACAAGAGAUAUGCAUAGAAAAAAAAGGGGGCGGAAACACGCGUCCAGCACGCCCGCAAAACGGCAUCCUGUUCUUUUGCUCCCAAACAGUCACCGAAGACCAGCAACCCGUUGAACCAGCCCUGCAUUGGCUUUCCUGCUUCUGUACUGAUCGUUCGCCUGUCCUUCCGCCUCCGACUGCCCUUCCGGACGGACGCCUGACUGCGCGACAUCACCAAACACAUGUUGUGUGCGUGCGUGUGCGUGUCUGUUGUUCUCUCUCUCUCUCUCAAGCUCUCUCUCUCUCUUUCUCUCUUUCUCUGUCUCUCUUUCUCUCUUUCUCUCUCUCUCUCAAGCUCUCUCAAGCUCUCUCUCUCUCAAGCUCUCAACCUCUCAACCUCUCAAGCUCUCUAGCUCUCUCUCAACCUCUCUCAAGCUCUCUCUCUCUCAAGCUCUCAAGCUCUCAACCUCUCAAGCUCUCUAGCUCUCUCUCAACCUCUCUCAACCUCUCUCUCUCUCUCUCUCUCUCUCUCUCAACCUCUCUUUCUCAACCUCUCGCUCAAGCCUGCAACUGCUCAUCCUCAUGCUUCAGGUUGGCUGUCCCGCCCUGCGCGUGA